AUGAUUGCCUUCAUUAGUGGAAUAAUUUUGAUGAUCAUCCAAGUGAUGGCUAAAAAAUAGAAGGAUUUCUUAUUUGAUUUGAAAGAGGGUAAGUCAAUUUAAGUAGAUCUCUCAACUAAAUCAGAUAAGGAUUAUUGUAUAUUAUAUGUGCGUCCUCAGGAAGAUGAAAAGAAUAGUGAUUUGGGAGAGAUUUAAUUUAAAAGUGCAGAUGAUACAUAUAAAAUUGAAGGAUUUUAUGAAAAUGCAAUAUUUAAAUAGAAAUCAAGUGAGAUUAAUUUAAAAUGUAUUACAUCUCCAUGUAAGGGCAGGAUUACUUUAGUGAAUAGUGAUGUUAUAGAUAUGACAACUUAAUUGUAAGAAUUGAGUUUGAGUUAAAAAUAACCAGCUUUAAUUGUUUAGAUUAUGCUACCAAGUUAAUAUGAUAGAUUAGUGGGAGAAUUUAAAUUAUUGGAUGAUGAAUCAGAUAAAAUAAAAAUAGAAGUGUUUGAUGAUAGGGCAAAGUUAUAUGGAGAUGAAGUUUAAUUAUCAGUGGCAUUAAAUAGUAAGGAUUGUGAAAAGUGCAAAGUAUUAGUUGUGUUAAGUGGAGAUUUGAAUUUUAAAGAAGAAACUACAAUUAGUAGUUAAUUGCAUUUAUAUAAAGAUAUAUAGGAUAUUGAGAUUAAUUAAGAGAUAUAAGAUUAUCUAUUUGAGAGGAAUGAGAAUGUAUAUAGAAUUAAAUUACCAUCAUCAUAUAAUAUAAUCUAAAUUGGUAUUCUUAGUGAUUUAUUACCUAUAAUAAAAGUAACUGAUAAUAAAGAUAGUGAGAUUUUUAAUUCAUAUGAAUCUAUUUAAAUUUAAUAAAAAGGAUAAGCUUAUCAUAUUCAUUUAAGAAAAGCAGAAAUUAAUAAUAAUAAUGAAUUAAUUAUUAGAUUAAACAAAGGAGGACCUUUAAAAUAUUUAUUAGUUGUUAAAAUUUUAGAUGAACCAAUUCUUUAUAAUAAUUAAAUUAUUUUAGCAACUAUUAUAGAAAAAGGAUCUCACAUAUAUUCAUUUAAGACAAGUUAUAGUGAUUAAGAAAUUAAAGUUAAUUUAAAAUACUUUGAAAAAGGAAUGAAUUCUAUAAAAGUAGGAGAGUGUAAUGGAAUAUGCACAACAAAUACAGAAGAUACACAUAAUUUAAGAUUUCAUUAGCAUGAAUAAAAUCCAUCAGUUUUUAUUAGUCCUGAAUGUCCCAGUAAGGAUUAAGAAGGAUUUUGCAGAUUUUAAAUAUAAAUUGUAAGUGAAAUGAAAAAUACUUAUCUUUUAACUACAGUAAAUGAAAUAAAUCGUAAUAUCAUUAAAUCAGAUAUACCAUAUAGUAAUUUUUUAGAAAAGUAAUAAUAAGAAAAUCUAAUUGUUAAAUAUUAACAUCAAGUUGAAGAUGUGGAAUUAAUAUUUACAGUUAAUACACAUAAUAUUAUAUAUAUGAUUAGUAAAGACAGUAGUUGUUAUCCUGUUAGAUAAGAAUGUGCUAAAUUUAUUGGUGGUUCAGAUCAUUUAGUUAUACUAAGAGGAGAUUAAUUAAAACAUACUUAAUUUUAUGUAACUCUAAUUGCCAGAGAAACUACUAUUUAUUAAUUCUAGAUUAAAGUCUAUAAAUAAUCAGAUAUAGAUGUUAAAAUUAUUAAAGAAGAUGAAACUUAUCGUGGAGUAUUAUCAUUUAUAAAUGGAUAAUAAAAAAUUCAUUAUUUUAGAAUUAUCAUAUCAAAUUAAAUUGAUUAAAAUAUUGAAAUUAUUUAAGAUAAGGAUACUUAACCAACUAUUGAAUUUGCUAUUCAUUCAUCAAGAAUGUAAGUGGCACUUCUUUUUAAAAAAGGUAAUUAACUUCCCUCAUUAGAAUAAUAUGAUUUAAUUACUCAAAAUAAUUAUUUAUCCAUUUCACCUCAAAACUAAUUUUAUACAAAUUAAGGAAAUUGUACAAUUGGAAUUCUUAAUAUAUUUGACAAAGUUACAGAUAAGGAAAUUAUGUAUACAUUAACAUACUCAACAAGUAGAACAGUUAAAACUUUACAUAUUGGUUAAUAAUUUGUAGAUAUGGCAUUUGGAAAAAAGAGUAAAUACUUUAGCUUUUAUUAUAGUCGAAAUGCAUCAUCAUUUUAUAUUAGCUUAUAAGGUAAGGAUACAUCAAAAUUAAUUCUCAGAGUAUCUAAUGAAAUCUCAUCAAAUUCUUAAGGGGAAAUAUAUUUUAAAAAAGAGCAUUCAAGUACUUUGUUUUUGGAAUAGCUUCAUUUAAAUAAACUAUGUUUAGAUGGUUUGACAGAAGAAAAUAAGGAAGAGGAAGAUGAUUCAAAUAAAUUGUAGAUUUGCCAAGCUUAUGUAAUAGUGGAAAACAAAGCUUAAGAGGAUAUUUUAUUUUAAUUGAAUAUAUGGAAUCCUGAUGCAAAUAUAGAAAUGAAAGAUGGUUAACAAUACUAAUUUAAUUUAGAGUAUUUAUCAAAAGAAACAUUUUUAUAUUAUAAAAUUAUCUCUAAUGAUACUGAUGUUUAAUUACAUAUUAAUUCACAUUAUGGUUAUACAAGAUAUUAGAUUGAAAUUGUAGAUACAUAGAAUUAACAGGCUGUUUCUUUGUAUGCAAAAGAAGAGUACAAAACAUAACAUUCAAAAAGUAUUUAUAAGAGUGCUUUUGAAUUUUGUGGUAAAAAUUGCUUAUUAAAAAUUUCAUUGGAAGCAAAACAAUAAGAAUAUAACAUAUCAUAAAUAAAUAGAAGUCUAGAUUUUGAUGAUUUGGUGUAUGUGACUGUAACUUAAGAAUUUAUGGAUAUACAAACUGGAAUUCCAAUUUAAAUUUAAGUGAAUUAGCAUUCUCCAAGAAAAUUCAUUUACAGUUAGAUUAAUGAGAUAUCUUAAGAAUCAAAAAUGAAAUUAGUAUUACAUGAAAUUUAUGGGAAAGGAACAAUUUGUUUAUCAUUUAAUGAUGAAGGAAAUUAAGAUUUAGAGACAUGUGAAUUUUAAGUGUUAGGAAAUGUUUUAGAAUUAACUUAAUAAUAAAUAUAAUAGAAAUUGAAUGAAUUAAAACUAAAUCAAAAUGCUUAUAUAAUAAUAAAAGUAUUUUCAUUGGUAAGUACUAGUAAAUUAUAAUUGUCUAUAGAAAUAUAUAAUGAUAAAAAUAAUCAUAAAUUGGUAUUAGGAGUACCUACAAGAAUAAAAAUGAAUGCUUAAGAAGAAUCAUUUUAUUAAUACUUCAAUAUUUAAAGUAAUGAUGAUUUAUACUUUAAAUUUAUUAAAAUGUAAGGAUCAACAUAUAUUGAAGUUAGUAGAUGUUUAGAUGACUCAAAAAUAGCAUGUGAAUCUGAAAUAAUAAUAAAUGAAUAAUUGUUAGCAGGUUAAUCAUAUAGUCAACAUAUUAUACGUAAAUCAGAUAUUAAAAGAUAUUGUGAAUUGUGUACAUAUGUUAUUAAAGUUAAAACUACUGUUAUCUCUUUAGAUUUACUAAUAGUAAUUACUUCAUAAUUAAAUUUUGUUUAAUUACCUUAAAAUAUAGCUUUUACAGAUUUUUUGGAUGGUAUUGAUGAUUACAACAUAUAUCAUUAUUCUUAUGAUACAGAUCAUCAAAUAGAAAUUUAAAUAAAUUAAUAUAAUGGAGAUACUUAGAUGUGGAUAGGAUAUCAUGCAGAUUUGAAUAUAUCCAAUUAUCUUUAUGGACCAUAUAAUACUAUCAAAUAAAUGAAAUUAAUGAAUAAAACAGAAUCUAUUUCUUAUUAUUAAGCUAUCAUACCACCUAGAUAACAUUUAGAGGAAAAUGAUAAAGAUUACAAUAUAACAUAAAUAUAAAUCAAUGGAAAUUAAACUCUUGUAGGUCAUUAUAAUGAUGAUGAUAUAUAUAUUAUAGUUAAGAACAAUUAACAAAAACAAACAAAUUAUUCUAUUAUUGUUACUCAAUCUACAACAGGAAAUGGUUAAUUAUUAUAGGAUGGAAUAAUUACAUCUGCAUAUUUGAGUAAAUUGACACCUACAAUAACAUUCUAUCAUUAAUAAAAAGAUUAGUAGUAAUUAUAACUAUUUGUAAAAGUAAAUCCAUUUGGUAAUUUGAAUAAUUUAUCAUAUGAAGAUUAUUUCAAAAUUGAAAUAUCAAAUGAAACUAAUCCAACUAAUUUUACCAUUAUUCAUGCUUUUUCAAUUCGUAAUAAUUAAUUAACAUAUAUUUUCCCAGUACUUGAAGGUAUGCUUACAAUAAAAAUGCAUAGUUUAUUAGAAAUAUCUGCUAAUGAUUUCAAUCAUAUAGAUUAUUCUUUUAAUCCAAGAGGAGAUAUUGUUCCAAUUCCUAAAUAACCUUAACCUAAACUUUAUUAUUUUUCAAAUAAUUAUUUAAAUAGAAUAGAUAUAUAGAUAAGUAUAGUUGGAUAAGAUGUAUUUAUGAUUAAUCAGAAUUCUAAUCAAAUAGAUAUGAUAGUUGAUUAGAAACCAAAAUAUUAUGAAUCAUAUGUUUAAGGAGAUGGUAAAUUGGCAAUUCAAGUUUAUAAUUGUCUUGGAGAUUUAAAUGUUUCUAUAACUUAAGAUUAUGAUUAAUUUUUGAAGAAUACUUAUAAUGGAACUAAGACAACUUUGGAAGGAUAAUUGACUGAUAUUUUAUUAACAGUAAAACCUGGUCCUAUUUAUUAUUAAUUCUCAUCCAAUAAAAGUGUUUAUAAGUUUACUACUAAAUUAUAUAAUUAAUUUGACAAAAUUCCAUAUGGUUAAUUACUUUUAGGAGGAGAUGGAUAAAUUAAUUAUUUCUUUGGUACUACUGAUCCAGACAUAAUAACUAUUAAAUUCAAACCAAUUAAAUGUGCAGGUUGUGAUAUGUAAUAAGAACAUAAUAGUAUUAUUAAAUAUUAUGUGAAUUGGGGUAGUAGUAUUGAAUAUUCUCAUAUCAUAGGACUAUGUCAAUAUCAUUAAUAUAAUAAUAUAAAUAAAUUAUAAGUAGAACAUUUUGAUUAAAAAGAUGUUGGUAAUUAUUAUUUGAAUUAAACUGAAGAAAUAAUUGUAAAUAUUACAGUAGAUAAAUAAUCAUUACAUAAUUAAUUAUAUAUAUCUAUUAGAGCAUUAGUCAUAUAAUUCAAUAAUAUGCCAGUUGGUGAUUAUGAAUUGUAUUAUCAUAUUGCAGAAAUAGGAUUACCUAAAAAUGCUUUUUAUAUGUAUAAACAUCGUUUUUAUGAAUUUGUGAUUGCUUUAUCUAUUUUGGUUGUGUUUACAUUCAGCAUGUAUUAAAUUAUGAUAUAUAUUUAUUAGGCUUUGUUGUUUGUGUUUUUUUUAUAGAAAAGCUCGUAAUUUGAAGAAAUAGAAUUUAAAUAUGUAAUUGGAAUAGAGGAUGGAAGAUGCUAAAAAGAAAGAAUUAACAGAAGUGCAAGUUGGAUAUGAUUCUUUUUAAGAUGAGAAUAAUGAAUAGUCAAAUUAAUGA
This is a messenger RNA of Paramecium pentaurelia, 5395 nucleotides long. NCBI's taxonomy places the organism in Eukaryota, Ciliophora, Oligohymenophorea, Peniculida, Parameciidae. The record is from the annotation of a GenBank genome assembly.